UGACAGACCCCUGACCUGCCUUGCCUACCAGCAUCUCCACUUUUGUUUUUAACUUAAGAAGCGUUGUCAGCAUGAAAAGAGGAACAGUGGGGCCACCUGAGUGCUCCCAAGUCAGCCCAGGGCUCUGCUGGCCUCUUGGGCAAAUGCAGGCAGAGGUUCCAGAGCCUGGGAGUCCGUCCCCUCCGGAUUGGCCUCCUCCUCCCUGGGGUGCCACCGCCCUGGGAUGUCCUAGCCUGUUAUCAGCCUUUCCUCAUCCCAUCCCAGGGCUGUUGUCAGCCACUAGCAUGAGGCCGCGGGGACAGGGGCUAUUAGGCAGCAGAGCCCCAGUGUUUUAGGAACCAUGGGGGGCUGACUGUUGAUGCCAUCCUGGGCAGGCUUUAUUGAAGGCUCUAAUCACACAGCAAUCCAGUUCUCACACACCAGGGAAAAGUCAGUAGCUGGCCCCAUCCCCUUCCUUCCCUUAGCCCGAUCACUGAUUUUAAUGGCCUCUCGGUAUCUGGUGCAAAUCGAACUCAGGGUCUUUUUAUUUAGACAAUCACCAUGGGCCACAAAAUGAGUUGCUUUCUCAGUUUACAGACAACCAUGUCCCUUGAGGCCUCCGUCAGGCUCUGAUUUCAGGAGGACUCUGUUCUCAGGUUAAAAGGAAGGCAACUUGCAUCUUGUAGUUUAAUGAAUUUACAUAAAUCUCUGAAGUAGCAUUGUCCGACCCGGCAUGCCAACCAGACUUUAAUGCUGUGCUCUAGAUUUGUGUAAAAUAGAAGUUGGGGGAAGAAUAUGGCUCCCCCCCGUUCCCUUUUCCCACCUCCUCUUGCCCAGCCCCUUUUAUGUGGGGCAAGCAAAGUAGUUAAAAAUGUCAAACUCACAGUAUGCACUGUCAACAACACAAUGAGGAGGCUGAAAUAAAAUCCUGCAACUCCACAGUGAUACUUUAUACUUACAUAGGGCCUUUCAUCAGAGCCUUCCAGUGCCUUAGAGACAUUAACCCUCGCUGCACCUCCCUGGGCUGGGCCUGGAGCCUGGGCUGGUUGAGAAAGAAAAUGGAUGAGAGGCUAGCACCCCAUUUCCAGGACAGGUCCCAGGCAAAUUUUCAAAGUUGGUAAAAUUUUACAACCUUCCCUUUCAUCAUCCCUUUCAACAAACAUGUGCCAUAUCAGGUCCCUCUCCAGAGGUCCCUGGCAUCCCGCAAGUGUGAACAACCCAAUAGAUAGACUACAUGUGUGCUGAGAGUUCCAGCAAGCAGCCCUCCCUCCCCCAAUAAGGGAAAAGCACUUGUAAGUUUGAAAUUUGAUAUAUUGUGAAAUACAUCAAAGCAGUCGUUAUGGGAGUAAUCUGAACUUUGUUGGACUUCUUCACACUUCAUGGUUUGCUCUGGUUUCUGUUUGAUUUAUGUAGGGGGACUACUAUAACAUCUGCAGCGAUUCAAGCCUAUACAUGUCUUUAUCUGACGAUGUGUUUAGGACCAUCAAUGUGGCACUGGUUUUCGCACUUUGUGCACCAACUUUGUGUCAGAUGUGAUCUAUUGUAGGCAGUAGUUACCAGGAAUUUGCUCAUUGAUUGCUUUUUUCCUAAGGAACCUGGACAAAGCUACAAGAUCUUUAUCAAUGUCUGAUUAUAGACAAGAGAGUCAUAUAUUUACUCCCCUUGUUAUAACCAGUACUUCUUAAACUAUGGUCUGGGGACCAUCUGCAUGAGAAUGAUGUGGCCACUUUCUAAACAUGCAGAUUCUCAGGGCCCCUAAGACUCACACUCUCAAAGCCAUGCUAGUUUUUUGUGGGGAAUGCUGACUCCUUCUAAAAUCUAAAAUCUGCUAUGUGACUCCUUCUAAAAUCUCUUCCGUUUCCUGUUUCUGAUCAUAUUAACUCUUACAGGGUAGACUGGCUGGCCACAGGCCAUCUCUUAAGCCCUGGUAGAACCAUUAGCUCCAUGAGAAAAGGUAGAUAUUGGAGCAAAGGAGUAGGAGUUCCUGAAGGCUCUCAGCAUAAAGGGAAAUCAGCAGUAAACAUUUAAAUGCCUGCCCUCCACGAUGUUUUCCUUCCCGCAGGUGGAUCUUGCCCAUGUCCCAGGGUAUGGAGCAUUUCCUCCAUGGCAGCACUGAGACUAAGCCCUGAGAAUCUGAUUCCUAUGGUCUCUACCCCUCUCCUUGAGGCCUACACUAUAUCUCUUCUACAAGCUAAGCGGAGGGGUUGGGUUAUGGAAAGGAGCAGACGUCAUGCUAGUUUGAGAUUGAAGUCUGAAGGUCUGUUGAAUGUCUAGCCAUAUAUCUGUAUAUAGGAAUCAGAACUGAGUACUUUAAUGAUGGCUACAUGCUUAUAAUUCAAAUUUUCCUUAUUCAUGUUGGUAUACCAAUUAUUUUCAACGGAGCUAGCCCUCCACAGGACGCUGGAAGGUCAGGCAGAGUUGAAAUGGUGGAUCUGCUCCUUAUUAUUUGUGUGAUCAUAGUCAAAUUACUUAAGUAACAUAUCUCUCUGGGCCUCAGUUUCCUCAGGUGUAAAAGGGGAGUGAUAAUCAUAGUAUCUAACUCACUGGGUUAUUUUAAAGGUAAAUUAAAUGAUGCAUUUAAAGCAAAUGACCCAUAAAAGUGCUUAAUAAAUGACAGUAGUUACAGUUGUUUAUCAGGGUAAGAGGGGGAGAGAGAGGGAAACCAGACACUGGAGGAAGACGCUGGACCUGGUAUGAGAGUCUUGGUGGGUCCCUAGUAACACACAGUCAUCACCAGCAAGCACCUCCAAGGCGUUUCACACUGUGCAGAUCUGAUUACCAUCUUUGACUUUAGGGAUUUUCCAGUUUAAGAUAGAAAAUGCUUAAACAUGAAGAAUACAGCACAAGACAUUUUAAAAAAUGAACAGAUAAAUAGAUAGACAUAUGCCUAUUAUAACACUGCUUGGCAGUCCUCCCUGGUGAGAGCAGGCUUCGUGGGAGAGCGGAACUUGCCUGAGUGGAGGAGUAGAAGGCACUGGAGCUGGGCCCUCAGUGGGAAGGUGGGCCAGGCGUGUCAGCAGGGGGGUGAUUCUGGCAGCAGCUUUAGCCAUCACCUGGUAGAGGUGGGAAAAACUCCCCCUGCCUCCCCAUUCCCUUACUUAUUUUUAUACUAAGUUGUAAGUCAAGUUAAAUACUUGUAUUUAACUCUCCCCUUGGGAAAGUGUGACCCUAUCACACUCAACGGGCUCCAAAUGUGCUUUUAAACAGAAGCUGGCUUCAGGUUCCUAUGAUAUGUGGAUCUGAGCAAAGCAAAAACAUGCAGGAGCUAUGGGCUGUGCUUUCCUUUCUUUGAAAUUAUUAUACUCAAGAUAUCUUCUCGCUAGGAAGUAAGGCAAGACGCCAGUAUUCUCUAGAGGAAUGGGGAUGGUGCUUUGAAAAACCUGUCUUACCUUGGUGGAAAUUUUCAAUGGUUUGUUUUCUUGGAUUUUCUUUUUCCUCUAAAGAAAAAUACAGUAUCUAAUGUAUGGCUUAUGCCUAUGGCUUUCCACUAUAGAGGCCCUGUGGGCCAUUUGUAGGGGAGACAGACCUGUGUUUUGUGCCAUCAUUCCAGGCCACUGACUUUCACAGCCCCGAGUCCCUCCUUAAGAAAGCUCUGAACACUCUUGUGGAUUAGACUUUCCUAACCUCCCCGGAGAGUUCCCUAAUGACCAGCCAUGACAAGGGGCCUGGCAAACCUGUGCCCUUACAAGUUGUCUGACUUUCCCCCAGUGCUUGCUGGCAACCAGCGAACUGAACCAAAGUGGUUCAUACUUGUCUUACCUUAAAACUCCAUUUGUCAAACGGCAAUUGCACAAGCAAAAGGUCAGCACUUUAUGUUCUGAGCACUUAACUUUAAUCAUUUCUUAAGGUGGAGAGAGUCUAAGAGGUUUUCAAAUAGGUCCUCAAAUGUAAUGGAAAGGGGAUUGGUCAUUCCAUCAGGAAUAAACACCCAGUGCCUCAUUCUCCCUCUUCUUUACCCCAUGCUAUCCCCACGUACUGCUGCAUCCUACCAGAAACUCUACAAAGAGGCAGCCAAUCCAUAGGUCUUUGUUGAGCACCUACUGUAUGUCAGACACUUGCAGAAGGUGUCUUCUUGUGUAGGUUUCUUUUUGUGAUUUAGUUUGAAAAUUGUACAACCAUGUACUUUUUUAUUAUUUUUAGUAACAAAAGUGGAACAUGCUCAUGGAAAAAAAAAGUCAAACCACACAGAAACAUACAAAAGUGAAAGUUCCCCUACCUCACUCCCCAAGGACAACCACUGUUAAUGAUUUGUAUAAUUCGUCCCAUUGCAUGCUACCUUCUAUACUGCAAUCUGCUUUAUUCAUUCAACAAGCCACUGCCUACUUCCUUCCAUAUCAGUAGAUGCAGUUACCUCAAUUUUUUAAACUCUUAAGUUCUACACAUAUGCAGUAAUUUUUAUAAUUUACCUUUUCUCAUAUUGUCAAGUUGUCUCUACUUUAUUGGUUUAUAAAUAAUGCUUCUUGAACCAUCCUUGGGCUCUUUCGCAAGCAUAUUUGUGAGCUCUGGAAAAGUGGAAUUGCUGGGUGUAAAGGUGUGUACUUAUAAAAUCUUUGGGUACUUCUAGUUUGCUUUCCGUAAAUAUUGUGUUGAUUUAAAUCCAUUAGUGGCAUACAGGAUACACACUGUCUUUAAGUGAUUUCUUCAUGAAUGUGGUAUAUUUUGGGAUCUUGAUACCCUACCAAAUCCACAAUCCAUCACUGCUCUUUGAGAAAAUAAUUUUUGGAUGUGCAGUGAGCAUCCACUGUGGGUAAGUAGUAAGAUGUGAGGUCAUUGUUUUUCAAGGGCAGGGAGAGUGCUUAAUCUAAAUAUACACCCCAUCCCGUGGAAUCUGCCAACAUUAUUCCUGCCCCCACCCGCAAUGCCCUCCUCCUCCCAUUCCUGUUUAAGUUUCACUAUGGCAAGCGUUUUGGGUAUAAACAAAUAACACAACACAAUGGUUGCCCUCAAAGACCUUUCAAACUGAGUUGGGGAGACAGAACACAGAUGGCUAAAAAACAAGCUAAAAAUACAAGUCGGUAUAUAAAAAGCAACAAAUAAAUAUAAAUAGUCAGCAUCAUUAUAAGCAGUUCAGAGGAAGGAAGGAAAACAGCGGUCUGAGUUGAGCUCCGUGUUGAGCUCCGUGGCAGAGACUGGGCUGGGAUUAGUGGAUUUCUGUAGGUGGGGCUAGCCGUGGGUGGGAGAUAACUACAAAAACUGCAAAUAAGACCCAGCUGACAGAGAAAGAGAGAUUCCACAAAAUAGGGGAAAAUAGGGGCAAAAGUGCCCACUUUUAUCUUGCUAGUGGGAAGAGGGUGGGGUUUACAGUAGUCCUUGAGAUUGUUGGAAACACUUGGCAGGAGUUAUUUAUUUGUUUUUUAUUUUUUGGCAUGAUGGGGGUGGUGUAGGUAGGUCAUUAAAGUUUUGAGAAUCUGAAGACAGCUUCCAGCAUUCGUCUCAGGAAAAACCCACCUGUUUGCACACACGAACAAUUCUGCUGAUGAUUUCAGGGAGCCCUUCCUUUGACCUCGAGUUGAGAAGCUUUAGAGGCUACUGUAAAAGAGUUGCAACCUGGGACAAUCCAUCUAGAAAAAGUGUUAGCAGGUAUAUAUAUCACAGGAACACUUGUUAGGCAAUAUAAGGCAUAACUAAUAUUCAUAUAUUUAUGAAUCGUCCAACUCUGAACAGACUGGAAACAGGUGGGUAAACAACGUGGUAGGGCCCUCCUGGCAUUUGAGAUUUUUCCUCCACAUCUUCAAUUUAUUCAGCACAAAUUAGGGGAGGGGAUUCGCUGCCUUUUUCAGGAGAAAGGAUCUGACUCGAGAGAAAGCAAGCUCUUGAAAAUUUGAAUCAAUGGGAUUAUUUCCGCGUGUAUAACUGGAAUCCACUCCAAGAUGCCGAUUUUUGCUGCAGAAAAGAUACUCUUGCUCCCCACCCCCUCCUUUCUUUUUGACAGUCAGUUAAUAAAGACUCAACAAUAAGCAGCUGCCAGUGAUGUCAUUUGGGACUUUGUCCACGGAGCUUGUAUUUACAAGCUCGGAGCAACCACGGAGCCGCAGCCGAGGGAGCGAGUCUCCGCAAACUUGCUCCGAGUUCGCUGCAGGACUUCGCUGCUGCUUUGGAUGUUCAGGAAAAUUGAGUGUGUUCUGUGAGCGCGGCCUUUUAAUGCUUCAAAAAUAAACAGAGGAUAAACUCGGGAGGAAAUUUUUAGCUGGAGAGAGUUGUUGCAGUUCCUGUGUCUGUCUCCAGGACUGUGAUAUGUGUUGACUGAAGAGCUAACUGCAAUGACCCUGGAAACAGAAGGGGAAUUCUUAUAAAUCACAAAGGAAAAUAAAUAACUUCACCCAUGGAGGGAAAGAGACAGCUUGAGAAAAGGGACUUUGGAAAACGGCUGUCUCUAGACAGCAGUCUUGUGGGCUUCAGAAUACAGCUGCAAACAAAAUCUUACCUAGGAAACCAACCUGUGGCUGAGGAAUACAUGGACUCCAAUAAAUACAUAGAGCACCUGCUAACUCAACUCGAGGAGCAACACAGAAGUCUCUGGAGGGAGAAGUUGGCCGUGGCCCGACUACAGCGAGAAGUUGCCCAAAGAAGAAGUGAGGGGGCCAUGCAUGAGAAGCUGAUACAUGAAUUGGAAGAAGAGAGACAUUUACGUCUUCAGAGUGAGAAGCGAUUGCAGGAGGUGACACUGGAGUCUGAACGCAACAGAAUUCAGAUGCGUGGCCUGCAGCAGCAAUUCUCCAGGAUGGAAGAAACAGUACGAAAUCUAUUGCAGAGUCAAGGACCUGCAGAACAGAAAAAAGAAGAAACUGUUAAUAUAAUGGUCUAUCAGGAAAAGCUGCCGGAGGAAGAGAGAAAACACAAGGAAGCUUUGGAAGAACUUCACAUGGUGGUGGAUGAGGAUUCGCGGAGCGAAAGCAGCAGUGCGGAUGAGGGGAAAGGAAAGACCAAAUUGCUGUUAGAAAGAUUGAAAGCACUAGAGGCAGAGAACUCAGCAUUGGCUUUGGAAAAUGAAAAUCAGCGGGAACAGUAUGAGAGAUGUCUUGAUGAGGUAGCCAACCAAGUUGUUCAAGCUCUGCUCACUCAAAAGGAUCUAAGGGAGGAAUGUAUAAAGUUGAAAACGAGAGUGUUUGAUUUGGAACAACAGAAUCGAACGUUAAGCAUUCUAUUCCAACAGCGAGUCAGGCCCACUUCUGAUCUGCUCCUCCAGAAACUUCACUCCCGCAUCUUAGAUCUUUCAUCCGGAGAUUUGCUUUCAGAUGUGGAAAGACGCCGAAGUCUGACGCAGGCACAAACCGAUGUUGAGAUGCACGAAUGCCAGCUGAAUGCAAAAUCAGGAACCCCUGCUCUGAAAUGCCCUGGCUUGGGGGUAGUCAUCCCUGGUCAUCUCUGUCCUCGAAAUAGCUGCAGCAGCAGUGAACUGUCACUUUCGAGCACCUGCAGCGAGUACUCCAGUGGCUCCUCCUACACGUGGCAUGAUGGGAAGAACCUCAGGAAAAGGCAAUCAUCACGAAACUGGGAUAAAAGGUUAAGUAUUGACUCUUCGCUCCCAAGUGGCUUUGCCAGUCCUACAGAUGAACCACCUCCAACUCGCAUCAAGGAAAGCCACAUUUUGGAAGGACUAAAAAAGCUGCAGAAGCGGAAAGCGUUACUUGAACCCCCGUCAGUGAUAACCAAAUGGGGUUAUAAAGAUUGCAUGAACUCAAAUGAAGGAAUAUAUUCUCCAGGAAUUAAGAGUAGCAGCCUCAAGGAGUAUUCCCCCUGCAAACCGACUGACAUGGGGAGCCCCUGCAAGGAGCCCCACAAGGCAUUUGUUUAUGAUACAGAUUCCCACGACGAUGCCGAUGAAGACUCUUCUUUAGCAUUGCUGCAAGCUGCUCCAAACCAGGACUACAGGCUGCAUGGUUGUAAAUUAACCCACAGUGUUUCUGACAGUCUAUUUGGCUGGCAGAUAAAUGGGAAACACUUUUCAGAAGGCACGUCCUCAGUUUAUCCCAGGGAAAGGCCUGAAAAGUUGACCAGUUGUGCCAGCAACUGCCCCUUGGAGAGGAAGCUGUGCCCAAGUGUGCAGGCGCCUCAGGUACAGAGAGAGAGGGAUCCACACAGUCAGGGCGCCAUGGCUCUCAGUCUCCAGCUCUCAGACACCGACGACAAUGAAACCCUCGAUGAGCUGCACAUAGAAAGCAGUGAUGAGACAGGCCCUUCAGACUUGUCAUUGACUGCCGACACAGACAAGUCCAUGGAGAACCUGGACAUCAUCAUGGGAUUUGGAAAAUCUCAACUUGGGUCUCCUAAUGAGGAGGAAAAACAAGUGCCCGUCCACUUAGAGAGUAGGCCAAAGACGUUUAGUUUCAUUAAGCAGCAAAGAGUUGUGAAAAGGACUUCUUCAGAAGAAUGUAUUACUGUAAUAUUUGAUGCGGAAGAUGGCGAGCCCAUUGAAUUCAGCUCUCACCAGACUGGCGUUGUCACCGUUACCAGAAAUGAAAUCUCCAUCAAUCAAGCCCCUGCUGGACCCAAGGCAGAACACACUGAACUUUUACCUCAGGGAAUUGCUCAUCUGCAGCCAGGAGCUGCUGUAAGAGACUACACUUUCUUAAAGAGACCUGAAGAGGAAACUGAGAAAAACAUUCCAAAAGAUGAUGUAGGUAAUGUUGCCGCAGCACCCACUGAAUCUUUGAGCCCCAGGACAGUAACGCAAAAUACUCAGCGACAAAGACUGGCCAAACCAACACACAAUAUGUCAUGCCAGAGUAACUCUAGGUCUUCAGUGUCCAUGGGUAUCUAUCAGAAGCAAAGUCUGACAAAAAUACCUGCCAGGGGCAAGUCUUCACCUCAGAAGUCAAAAAUAAUAGAGCCUGAAGCCUCCACAAGAGUCCUCUCAUCUGGCCCAGUGACUCUUGAAAAAUUACCAGCCUUAGCUCCUGGGAAACUCUCACGGUUCAAGAAGACUGAGGGCCCAGUGCCUCUCUUUGAUUUACGGCCAGAUUCACACAUUCCAAAACACCCCGCCCAACUUCCUCCCGGCUCCAAAAUGUCUGGCAGAAGGGAUUGGGUCCAGUGCUCCAAGAGUCAGAUUCCAGCAUCACAGUUGCUGUCAAGGCCCCUCAUUGAGCCUAGUAAUGGAGAACCCCCAACAAGGGAUAAACACUGUGACCCUGGACCAGAGGCAAGAAUGAAAUCACCUUCCCCCCCACCCCCUCCAGGCAGGUCAGUCUCCCUACUCAUCAGGCCCAGUUAUGACUAUGUGACACCACCUCCAUCUGCCAAGGCCGAAACAAGGGUCCCCAAUGAACCAGCAAGGAUGGUCUUCAAAUCUUCUCCUCUGAAAGGAUCCUCUGUUCCUGUUAUUUCUUCUAAUCAGACCAUAACAGAAGUGCAGGGGAAGAAACCUUCUGUGGCCUUCAAAAAGCCCAUCUUCACUCACCCUCUGCCCUCCACAGAAACAGUGGUUCAAACCAGAUGCUCUGCUCAUACCCCCUCUAGCUCAUUUUCCAUAAUGGCCCCAGGGCCCCCUAAGGUCUCUCCAAAGAGAACUAUCCCCAAAACGCCACCUCACCAAACACUUGGGACCACACAAACAGACACAGGGUUACGAACUCCCAAGAACUGUCCUUCAACCCAUGAGCCACUGGAAAUAUCGUCCUCCAAAAGUGUAUCUCCAGGAAGAAAAGGACAAGUGAAUGACAGUGUCUCUACAUCACCCAAGCCUUCCUUCUUAGGGGUAAAUGAAUCACCAUCAUCUCAGGUUAACAGUCCCUCAUCAUCACCAUCCUCUAAAAGCCAUAACCCCCCACAUGGUUGUCAAAACACUCAUGAGAAAGGACUGAAAACUCGCCUCCCAGUUGGGCUCAAAGUUCUCAUGAAGUCUCCCCAAUUGCUCAGGAAAAGUUCCACAGUGCCAGGGAAACAUGAAAAAGACAGUCUAAAUGAAGCCUCUAAAAGUUCUGUGGCUGCAAGCAAGUGUAAGCCAGAGGACUCCGGGAAUCCAGCAAGCCUUGAGACCACAGUAGGUGAAAGAAAUGUGAGUCCACUAGGGUUACAGACACAAGACAGUUUGGCUGAAGUGCUUCCCCUGGAAACAGCAACACCAGAUUCAUUGGAAAAUAGCAUCCCUGGGGCCGAUGGAAAAGAAGGAGUGGAAACCAGGUCUUUGAAAAGAUCCCUUUCCUCCAACAAGCCACACCUAAAACCAGCUCUGGGCAUGAAUGGAGCCAAAGCCCGCAGCCAGAGUUUCAGCACUCACUCAGGAGACAAGCCCUCCAGCCCGUCCGUGGAAGGGCCAGGCAAAGUUCGAACUCAGAUUAUUACCAACACUGCUGAGAGAGGCAAUUCCCUCACCCGGCAGAGCUCCUCCACAGAAGGCUCUCCCAACAAGACCCCGUCCGCUCUCAUGUCUGACAGUCUCCCCAGUGCAGGGAGGCCCUUGGGGCAGCCCUCCUCCAGGCAAGGCUCCUUGGGGAGCACAGGCAGCUCUAGCAGCCAGCACGGGAGCCCAGGCAAGUUGCCUGUGAGGGUCCCUCCAAAAUCUGAAGCGCUCCUCACCCCACCUGGAAUGGAAGACCAGCAGGCCUAUGCCCAGGGAGGAUACCCUAGCGCGGCUGCACCUGAGGAGCCAGGAAGUGACCACUGCAGGUGCCUGUCCACCCCCACAGACUGCCCAAAAGCCCUGCAGAGCCCAGGGAGGACACAGCAUCCAAGCAAUUUUGAAACCAGCAGGACCUCCAAGAUAGAAACUUCUGGAAGGUAUCCAGACACUUGUACAACCAGGCCUGGUGCUGUGAGCCCAGAAGCCCCCCUCUCACCCACCAUCGAAGAAAAGGUCAUGUUGUGCAUUCAGGAAAACGUGGAAAGGGGCCAAGUGCACACAAAGUCGACCUCUGUGGAAGCGAAGCCGAAACCCGGGCCUUCUUUUGCCAGCUGGUUUGGUUUUCGGAGGAGCAGACUUCCAGCUCUCAGUAGCAGGAAAAUGGAUGUCUCCAAAACCAAAGUGGAGAAGAAAGAUGCGAAAGUUUUGGGGUUUGGAAACAAACAGCUAAAAUCAGAGAGAAAAAAAGAAAAAAAGAAGCCUGAACCACAAUGUGAGAUAGAAAAUGAGCUUAACAGAGACACGGAGUUGGCAGAUGGUCCAGACACUGGUUUACAAAGCAAAAAUAAUCUGAAAACACCACAGGACAUUUACGACCAAAUGAAGUUUGAACCGAGAAAUAGACCCAGCCCUGUAACGUGUUCAACAAAAGAUACGUUUCUGACGGAACUUUUGAACAGAGUUGAUAAGAAAGCAGCUCAACAGACAGAAAGUAGAUCAAAUAAUGUUUCCUGCAGGAGUGUGUUAAAGGGCAGCUCCCAGGGCUCCUGUCUCACCAGCGGCUCUAUCAGCACUCAAGGAAGCCACAAGAAAAUCAUCAAAACCAAAGCUGAUAUGGAAAUACCAAAAGGCUCCCUGAUAAAAGAGGCCAAUGAAAACCUGCAAGAGGAUGAAGAAGAUACAAUUGCAGAUUCUGCAUUUCAGAGCCACAUCAUAGAAUCAAACUGCCAGAUGAGGACGCUGGACAGUGGGAUCGGAACCUUUCCACUCCCAGACUCGGGGAAUCGCUCAGCAGGACGCUACAUAUGUCAACCAGAAUCCCCAGAAGACAGUGAGCCCAUCCUGUCUCUCCAGCCAGCCGUUGGUGCAGCUUCUUCCAUCAGAGCCCAGACCCUUGAACGAGAAGUGCCUUCCUCUGCAGACAGCCAGGGCUCUGCAGAUAACAUCGUUGUUCACUCCACAUCCGACCCCAUCGUGACUGCCAGAGGGAUGCGACCUCCUCAGAGUCGCCUCCCCAAACCAGCCUCCUCAGGAAAAAUUGAUUCUCUAAAGCAGAAUGAAGCAGAGCCAAGGCCUCAGACUUGCUCGUCAUUCGAAUAUGCUGAAAACACAAUGGCAAGCCAGCCACUUCCAGACUGGAGGGGUGAAGAUGCCACUGCUGAGACCCAGGACAAGGUACCCAGAAUGUGUGCGUACUCUGCCAGCGGUGGCAGUGAUAGUGACAGUGACCUGGACUAUGAAAAUAAUGGUUUUGGAGCUGGAAGGGGCAAGUUAGUGAAAGCAAUGAAGAGCCCCACCCAAGGUAACGCAUGGCAAGCACACUGGCCAUUCGGGGCUCCCCUCUCUCAGGGGUGCCGCUGAUUAUUCCCUGCCACUGUGCUCUGCCUCCACCUGCCCUUGCUUUUAUAUUUUAGCUGCCCAUCUCUCCUGAGAUCUAAUUUUCUGGUACAUACAGAAGAUUGUCUAUGUGCAUCAAUUUGUUUUCUGGUAUAAUCUUCAUGACAUUGCAGUGCGGUCUGUAAGGAUUUUAUUUCCAAAUCUGGCAUCUCUCGAAAAGCCUCCCAUUGAGUUAUCUCAGUAAUGAAGGAAUGACUAUAAAGAUAGCUUGGUUCUUAAUUACAUACUUUGGCAAGUUAAAUCAUCCAGUAAGCCAUGGAUGGAGUUUUCCAGGCUCUUUGCUAAUAUCAUGCUGUGUAACUCUGGGCCUGUUACCCACGUCAUUAUGAACAGGUCUGUUUAUGAGGUUGAAAUAUCCUCACACUGUUUUUAUCUGCAUCAGAAUUGGCAGUAGAAAAACCAUCAUCCUGAGAUAUUUAAAAAUAUGUAUAUUCAGAUGGCAUUUCCUUACAGAUACAAAAGGACAGAGGAACCCCUAAUACGAAGUGUGAUCUGGGGUCUGCUUUUCUUGUAAUCUAUUCUGGAUUGUCAGAAAUAUUUUAAUGAUGCAAUGGAGAAUCAUUCUUUUCAUACUAAUCAACUUUUCCUCAAAUACUAAUUUAGCAAUUAUAUGAUGAAAUCAUGACUUUCUUUUUUUAAAAGACGGAUAUGUUGCUUUAGCAAAAAACAUAAUUUAGCAACCAUGUGUUUUUCCAAUUUUCCAAGAGUCUUGACAUCUGUGACACGUGGAGUUAAGAUUGGCAUGUGAAAACAGCCAUUAACCUGAGCCUCCACUUUGCUCCUUGCAUCCUACAAGUCAUCAGAGAAGCAGGACCAAUGGUUGAAUCCUGCAAAGGCUUACCAAGAAGAAGGUGGCAAAUGCCCCUGGCAUUUUAGUUAGGUUGUUGUCCCGGUUAGCUCUCUGUGAUCUGUCACUGUCCCUCUGAUUGUGACAAAUCAAGGGAGGAGAGGAGUUCAUUGUCAUGGGACCUGCCUAGUGAAGACACCUGCGGCCAGGCCACCUUCUAGUCCAGGCUCUUCCCUUGAACUUAUUGUGGGUCCAUAGUGAAUAACCUCACCUCACUGACUCAACCUCACCUCAACUGCUCCAUCCAAGAAUGAUUUCCAAGGUCCCGUCUAGCUCUAAAACUUCAUUCAUUUAUUGAACAAAUGUUUAUUGAAAGCCUCCUCUGGGCCAGCUUUCCAGCAGAGAGUAAAUGAACAAAGAUCCCUGGCAGACAGUAAAUAAUAGAUAUAAUAAGCAAGUAAAUGUAUAUAGUUUGUUGAAUAGAGAUAAAUGCUGGGGAAAAGACAAUGUAAGGCAGAGGGGGGUCCCGGAGAGCAGGACUGCCAGGAGUGGUGAUGGGAGGGGCAGAUGUUAAAAUUCCCGUAGAGCAGUCCAAACAAGCCUUACUGAGAAGGAGAUGUUUGAGUAGAGCUUAGAAGGAAGAGAGAGAGAGAGAGCGAGCCAGGCGAAUAUCUGGAGAAAGAGCAUUCCCAGCAGAGGGAACAGCCCAUGCAGAGGGCUUGAGGAGGAACAGCAGGAGGCCAGCAUGGCUGUGGCAGAGAGAGCAAGUCGGAAGAUUGGGCAAUGAGGUCAGAUAAGUAAAAGGAGCCAGAGCUCGUAAGGCCUUGCUGGGCUUGCUGAGGACUUUGGCUGGGAGACAUGUGUGCGAGCCUUUGGACAAGUCAGAGCAAAGGAAUGGCAUGAUCUGAGAUGUUUUAAAUGGAUCAGUCUGGCUGCCAUGUCCUGAAGACUGAAGAAGCAAGAUCAACUGAAAAGCUAUUCCAGUCAUUCAGGCAGGACAUGUUCGUGACUGGGACUAGGGCGAUCCCAGGGAAGGAGUGAGCAGCACUGGCUAACAGAACUCUCUGCAGUGAUUGAAGGUUCAGGGUCUGCACUGCCCAAUACCACAGCCACCGACCACACAUGGCUCGUAAACACUUGAAACAUGGCUAGGUCAAGUAGGGAGCUAAAUUUUUAAAUUUAAUUUUUGCUGUAGUUUUUCUAAGAGUUCUCCCUUGGGCCAUUCUUUUUUUUUUUUCUCUAUUUUAAUUUUUUAAAUUUUAUUUAACUUUAAUUUAAAUAUUAAUAGCCCCAUGUGGCUCAUUCAACACAGGGAGUGCGAAUGGUCUGAUUCCAGAUCUAAUUAAAAAUACAACACAGCUCACUGAUAGAUUGGAGGUGGUGGUGAAAGAAAAAGCAGAGUCAAAGAUGGCUCCAAGACUUGGGUUCUGGAAGGGUAGGCAUUCUGCCAACUGAAAUGGGGAAGUCUGAGUUUGGGGCUCGGGGAGGCAGAUUUGUAGUUAAUUUUAGACAUGCGGAGUUUGAGGUACCCAUUAAGCAAGUGGAGGUGUUGAGUAGGUGAUGGGCUGUGUGAGUGUGAAGUUCAGCAGAUCAGGUCUGGUGUGGAAAAGUAAAUUUUAGCAUCAGCAGGUAGGCGGCAUUUAAGGCCCUGGGUCCAGAUGAGAUCAGGAGGGGAGAGAGUGUUGCUAGAGAGAGGCCUUCAUCUUCCCGAGUUGAGAGGUUGAGGAGAAGAGGAAGAACCAGAGAAGGCAACUGAGGAGGAGCAAGCAGUGAGGGAUAGGAGAGCCGGGCAGUGUGGUGUCUCAGAAGCCAAGUGAAGAAAGAUGUCCGGGAGGAAUUCGUGAUUCCAUAUGUGGCUUGUUAGUAAAAAGAGGGACACAAUCUUCAUAUUCAGUCCUAUGUCUUCCUCUGGCAGUGGGGUUCCAGAGUAGGGUGG
Molecule: messenger RNA, 14880 nt
Organism: Equus caballus (horse)
Lineage: Eukaryota; Metazoa; Chordata; Mammalia; Perissodactyla; Equidae
Source: RefSeq, a predicted model, not a curated record